Acanthamoeba castellanii str. Neff is the source of this 2058-nucleotide messenger RNA. RefSeq names its product conditioned medium factor, putative. The coding region runs from base 1 to 2058 and encodes 685 amino acids. NCBI's taxonomy places the organism in Eukaryota, Discosea, Longamoebia, Acanthamoebidae. The record is from RefSeq and is a predicted model, not a curated record. The transcript is spliced from 11 exons.
AUGAAGUUCUUCAUUCUGCUGGCGCUUGCUCUCGUGGCAACGUCGUGCCUGGCGAUCAAGCCGCCCUCGGACGAAUUCAGGAAGAAGCUCCAGGGUCCGCCCUCCGAAUUCGCUCAGCACCGCAUCCCCAAGCCCGAGCUGGCCGCCCUCAACAGUGAAUCUUCGUGGCACGAGUUGACCUUCUCCAAGGCCGACGAUGGCACCUUCGUGUGGAAGGGCGAGAUGGUGGUCGAUAGCAAGGUCGAGCUGGAUAUCUCGGUGUUCUCGCCCUACGAGGACAACAUGGACAUCAUCGUGCAGCCGCCCAACGAGCUUCCCCUCUCGAUCAACGUCGCCCUCGCCACCAGCGCCCUCUGGGCCGAGCGUGCCGCGGCCGGCAUCGGCAAGGAGUACGAGCUGCCCUUCACCAAGACGAGCGGCCCGUUCGGUAUUGACGGCGCUUCGUACCCGGUCACGACCUACUCCUUCAAGAACCCCACCGUCGGUACCUGGACGGCGACGCUCGUCAUCAAGGGCGUGGCUGACGUGGCCACGGACAAGCCCACGGCGGUGGUCAUGAUCACCAACAAGGCCAGCGUGAAGCUCUUCUCGCACCUCAACAAGUACGAGCUCGAGGUCGGCCAGGAGGUCGGCCUCGUCGCCAACAUCCACAACGCCGAAGGCGAACUCUACCUCCAGGGCCGCCCCGGCGUGCUCCAGCUUGCUAGCGCCUCGACCGUCAUGAGCGUUCGCUUGCCCGACGGCCGUAAGAUCGACGUGCCCAUGCACGAUGACGGCGUCCACGCUGACUUGGCUCCCAAUGACGGCAUCUACGGCGCUGUGAUCGAGGCGCUUGCCCCCGGCCAGUACAUGGCGCAGAGCGUGUUCAAGGGCGUCACCGUCGACGGCGUCGCUUUCGAGAGGAGCACCGAGCACUCCUUCCACGUCGUCAACCCCUACAUCACCCUCACCGGCCUGGCCGAUGUUGAGUACAACGCGAAGGAAAAGUUCUUCUACUUCCACAUCGAUGUCGACAGCUACGACGUGGACUCGGAGGAGAGCACCACCAAGGCCUACGCCGAGGUGUGGGGCACGGACAGCACCGGCUACGAGUACGCGCCUGUCGCAUGGGUGCAGGCCAUGGUGGACCCCUACAAGAGCGCCGCCGGCGAGACCGUCGUCACUCUCCAGCUCCACGAGGAUUGGGUCCACAAGGCGGGCGUGACUGCGCCGUUCCAGCUGCGCAAUGUGUGGCUCGAGGACAGGAACUGGAACGUCGUGCUCUCCGAGCGCAGUGCCAUUUACGUCGAUGCGUCGGCCAUCAAGAGCUUCCAGGCCAACCCCCACAAGCGCGACAACGUCGCCAUCACCGAGGAGAUGACCGUCGGUCCUCGCCCCGCGGCCAUGGCUCUGCGCAACCGCACCAGGGCCUCUGAGGCCGGUGGUAAGCUCAUCCUCGUGCACGGCUACUGCGCCGGCCAGAACGAGUUCCCGCUGUCGGACUUCACCAAUGCCGUCCAGUUCCAGGACUACAACCAGGUGCGCUCCAACGACGCGUUUGCCCUCAAGAUCCGCGAUUUCGGCAACCAGUUCGAUUCCUUCUCCAUCGGUGGCCUCGCGGCAACGCACCUGCACGCCUACUACUGGUCCAACCUGGAGGCUGCUAAGGGCGGUCGCCUCAUCCAGUCGGUCGGCAGCCCCUACUAUGGCUCCGGUCUCGCCGGCAACCUCGCCGCCAUCGGCGACAUCUUUGGCGUGGGCUGCGGCAAGAACAACGACUUGACCUACGACGGCGCCACCAAGUGGGCCAACGCCCUCCCCGCCGGCAUCACCAAGGAUGUUUUCUACUACACCACCCAGUACAAGGAUGCCCUGUUCGGAGGCUACUGUGUGUUCGGCGCUUCGCUGGCGCUCUACUCGCCCAACGACGGCACCACGGAGGUGGUUAAGGCCAAGCUCGCCGGUGCCAACUACGCCGGCCACAAGAGCGACUGGUGCCACACCACUGGCAUGAACCAUCCCAACCAGUGCACCGACCCCGCCAGGAACAAGGAGAUGGACACCGCUGCCUCGCGCUAA